UUUAUAAAUAUCAACCAAUCGACCUCACUUUUGCUCCAACACAUUUUAUAUAUCUUUCACCUCAACACCACCCAAGAUGGCUGCUUUUAGUCCAAGGAAAAAUCUAGUAACCCUUGUUCUGGUCGGAAUAUUCUUAGCAGAAGCGGUGCCUGGGUAUGUGAAGGGUCAGAACUGUGGCUGUGCAGCAGAUGAAUGUUGCAGCGAACACGGCUAUUGUGGUACGAACGAUGACUAUUGUGGCGUGGGUUGCAAAGAAGGACCCUGCAAAGGCCCUAAUGAUGUCUCGGUGCCUGAUAUUGUGACGGAGGAUUUCUUUAAUGGGAUACUUAAUCAGGCCACUGGAGAUUGUCCGGGGAAGAGCUUCUACACAAGAGCUGCAUUCAUUAAUGCCCUUGGUUCUUAUGAACAGUUUGGCAGGGUUGGGUCUACCGAUGAUUCUAAGCGUGAGAUCGCUGCUUUCUUCGCCCAUGCCACACAUGAGACAGGAAGUUUUUGCUAUAUAGAAGAAAGGGAUGUUCCUGCCACCCAGAAUUACUGCAACGACGUAGAGUACCCCCAAUAUCCUUGCACCCCUAGCAAGCGUUACUACGGCCGAGGACCACUCCAACUAACCUGGAAUUACAACUACGCUCAAGCAGGAAGCAAUAAUGGAUUUGAUGGAUUAAACUCUCCUGAAACUGUUGCCACAGACGCAGUUGUGUCUUUUAAGGCUGCCAUAUGGUAUUGGAUGACCAAUGUUCAACGAUAUGUGAGCCAGGGGUUUGGAGAAACCAUCAAGGCCAUUAAUGGUGAUGUUGAAUGUAACGGUAAAGAACCCGAAAAGGUUCAGUCCCGUAUCGACAAAUACACUCAAUAUUGUCAACAAUUUGGUGUUGCACCCGGCGAAAAUCUCUCUUGCUAGUAUCAUGAGGGAUAUCAUGUAUUUUGUUAUCACCAUUUAUUAAUUACGUUUUUUUUUUCCUUUCUAUUUAUGAAAUAAAAAGGGAUAAAGCUGUCGAAGCUGGUGCCAAUUACUAGUUAGCCUAGCGUACUAGGAACAAGGUUGAACUUGAAUGGAUUGGAGAGCUAUCUCCCACGACUCUGUAUUCAUGUAUACCCAUAAAUAAAUAGAUAAAGACUAUCCAUUUUGCUUUGAUA
Molecule: messenger RNA, 1137 nt
Organism: Carya illinoinensis
Lineage: Eukaryota; Viridiplantae; Streptophyta; Magnoliopsida; Fagales; Juglandaceae
Product: endochitinase EP3-like
Exons: 2
Coding region: 77-901 (274 amino acids)
Biological process (GO): carbohydrate metabolic process; chitin catabolic process; cell wall macromolecule catabolic process
Molecular function (GO): chitin binding; chitinase activity
Source: RefSeq, a predicted model, not a curated record